AUUCCAUACAUGUAGGUAGUGAGUCACUGAGUCUCAAAAAAUGGGUAUGAGGGUUCUAAACAGAACCCUUCUCACCCGCUUUACAUUCACUUCAACCCCCAAACAAAACCCAUCUCUCACAAACCUAAAGUUCCAAUCUUUUUCAUCAAAUCCACUAAACCCCAGAUUUUCAAUACAAAUUUCCAAUCUACUCCAAAGGUACGGCUUUCCAUCUUCCAUUGUUCACAAUUUCAUAUCAAAGAAUCAAUUUUUACUCAAUUCAGAUUUGCAUGACUUAGACAAGUCUCUGGUUAUUCUUUCAUCCUUCAAAUUUGAUCAGAGUUCCCUUGUUUCAUUGAUAUGUGAUUGCCCUGGGGUUUUGGAUUUUGAGCUUCUUAAGAAAUGGGAACUGGGUUUCUCAAAAUUGGGGCUUUUGGGUGCUUCCCCGUUGAUGAUCAAGAGUGUUUUGGAGCAAUCUAAGAGGUUUCAGAUUGACCCAGAUGGUGUUUUUAGGAGUGUGAAGGCUUUGAGGGGUUUAGGGUUUAAGGAUGGUACUGUCUGUAGGGUUUUAGAGGGGUUUCCAGGAGUGGUUUUGAUGAAUGAGAGGGAGAUAGAUGAGAGAAUUGAGUUCUUGGUGGGAUUUGGGAUUCCGAGGGAUGGAAUUGAUCGGGUUCUUUGUUGUUUUCCAGGGGUUUUAGGAUUUGGGGUUGAAGAUAGAUUAAAGCCAUUGCUCUGUGAGUUCAAAGACUUUGGCUUUGGUAAGGAUGUUAUUAGGAGAGAGAUUGUUAAACAGCCAAGAGUUCUUGGCAUGGAAUUCGGUGAGUUUUCGUGGUGUUUGGAAUGGUUGAGGACUUUGAAAUGUAGGGAGCCUAUCAAGGAGAAGAUUUUCAGUAAUGGAGAAUUUCGAGCUGGGUUUGAAGUGAAAUUGAGAGUUGACUGCUUGUGCAAACAUGGGUUGAUCAGAAGAGAGGCUUUCGAAGUGUUGUGGAAGGAGCCAAGGUCAAUCAUAUAUAAGGUGGAGGACAUUGAGAGGAAGAUUGAGUUUUUAACACAUGAGAUGAAAUUCAAUAUCCGUUGUUUGGUUGAAGUUCCGGAGUACUUGGGAGUGAAUUUUGAGAAGCAAAUCGUUCCUCGGUUCACUGUGAUAGAGCAUUUGCGAUCAAAAGGAGGGCUUGGUUGUGAGGUGGGGUUAAAGGGUCUGAUCAAGCCUAGCAGGCUUAGAUUCUACAACCUGUAUGUCAAGCCAUAUCCGGAUUGUGAAACAAUAUUUGGAAGACUUUCAGGAGAUGGUAAAGUUCGAAACCAACAUCCUGCUGGACUUUGGAAGCUUUUUAAGCCACCAAGUUAUCCAGAAUCGAAAGAUGAUGUGAAGAACACAAAGUCAUUUAUGGAAUCACUGGCUCACUGAUUGUAUCAAUGACUUUAUCAGGUGGACUUCUGCAUCUUGUAAUAUGGGAAUGGGUAGCAUAAUUGUUUAAUGUCAUGAAUUCUUCUGUGGGUGCAUAGAGAACAGACUUGUUGGUAUUGGCAGUUGCCUUUUCAAUUUGAGUACUUGUACAUGAGUGACUGGUAUCUUUCAAAUAAAAGAGGUGGUUUUGGCAGAAAGAUUGAACAAGACAUACAAGAAAGUGAACUAAAGGUCUGGGAUUCUAAAUUCUUUUGAUUGUGGAAACUAGAAGUGAUAUCAGUCAACCCUCUGCUUCAUUUUAGAGUAAAUCUAAUGUUUGGACGUCUAUCUUUCGCAAGUAUUUGAAUCAGCUAUCUUUUCUGAUUCAUAUCAACUGCAUCACCUUGCCCAGAAGUGAUUUUUGACUUGUAUUAAUGAUUAUCACGGUGCAUAUGAAAGAUGAGACAGAGAAUCAAGAAGCUAGUAGCAGUGGAGCGAGAAUCAGACUGAAUAGUUCACUUAUACAAGCUUGAAAGGCAUGACUGGAUUUGGCUGCUAGGUAUCUGGUGUAAUGUAUGCAACAGUAUUGAUGUCCGAUGUAAGAGAGGACACGAGAAAUUUGAAGCUAUUACAAUGUAUCGAACCCCUGCAGUAACUUGGUCAAUAAAUUAACACAAAGUUGAUCAUGA
Molecule: messenger RNA, 2055 nt
Organism: Rosa rugosa (rugosa rose)
Lineage: Eukaryota; Viridiplantae; Streptophyta; Magnoliopsida; Rosales; Rosaceae
Product: transcription termination factor MTERF15, mitochondrial
Exons: 1
Coding region: 41-1387 (448 amino acids)
Biological process (GO): regulation of DNA-templated transcription
Molecular function (GO): double-stranded DNA binding
Source: RefSeq, a predicted model, not a curated record